AUGUCGGACCAAAUGAGUAUGGCGGUGGCUUCUCUUCAGCCUGAACAAUGGACAGCGUCGCUGAACGAGGCAUUAUCGAUUUUUAUCACCGAUACUAAAGGCCAAGCUCAUAACUUUAGUCCACUCUUCACGUAUCCUAUUUUCGGUGAUGCCGAGACGAUUUUCGGGUACCAGGGGCUUCGGAUCUUUUUGUGCUUUGAUUCGGUUACGUUUUUGCCGUUUUUGAACGUGAAGUUUGAGAAUAAGCUUCCUGACAUUGAGAUCGAUCCAAAGACCAAGUUACUUGAGUUGUUGCCUGAAUCGACGGUUUAUAAGGAUGAGGCCAAGUGGAGAGACGCUAUUGAAGAGGAGCAGAAGGGGUUUGAAAUUCCAGGCACCAAGAUUGGCUCAGACUUUGUCAAGGGCGACCAGACAUAUGGAAUUUUCAAGCUCGACUUGGGUUCUGAAAAUGGCGUUGAAUUGCACAAGAGACUUCAGAUUUUGGUGCUUUUAUUUAUCGAAGCAGGCACUUACAUUGACUUUAAGGAUCCUUUGUGGGACCUUUACGUGAUUUACAACACUACCGACGCUAAGCUCCCAGAAGUGGUUGGUUUUGCAACCGCGUACAACUACUGGGUUUACCCUGGCCUGGCUGACUUCGACAGUGGCGUGGAAAAAAUCAGAAAGAAGAUUUCCCAGUUUAUUAUUUUGCCAAGUCUUCAAGGCCAAUCGCUUGGUGGAGAGCUCUACGAGAGGUUGUAUAAGCUCUGGUUGGAAGAUGAGCGCGUGGUGGAGAUUGUGGUGGAAGACCCCAACGAAAGCUUUGACGAUUUGAGAGACCGUGUUGAUUUCAGUCGUCUUUUGAACGACCAGGAGUUUGGAAACUUGACUUUGGACCAGGUUGACGAUGCAUGGAUCAAGAAGUUUAAGGAACUGCAGAAACUUGAAAAACGUCAACUUCUGCGUUUACUUGAAAUGCUCUUUUUGUACCAAUUGAAGUACAGCGACGUGAAGCCGUCCAAAAAAGCAGUCAGACUUUUCAUCAAACGCAGACUUUUUGAAAAGAACAAGGAAGCACUCAGUGGACUUGACGAACCUACGCGUCUUGAUAAAUUGCAAACUGCAUACGAGUCGUUGGAAGCAGACUAUUAUCGUAUUUUGGAACCCCUUGGCGUCAACAAGAAACGUCCAAUUGAAGGUGGGUCCACGAGCCACAGCGGUCUUGGAAACGAGUCAACUGCAAAGAAACAGAAGAAGGAAUAG
Candidozyma haemuli is the source of this 1242-nucleotide messenger RNA. It is a transcript of the gene HAT1, whose product is annotated as histone acetyltransferase catalytic subunit. NCBI's taxonomy places the organism in Eukaryota, Fungi, Ascomycota, Pichiomycetes, Serinales, Metschnikowiaceae. Gene Ontology annotation, biological process: subtelomeric heterochromatin formation. The transcript has a single exon. The record is from RefSeq and is a predicted model, not a curated record. Gene Ontology annotation, molecular function: histone H4 acetyltransferase activity; histone binding. Bases 1 to 1242 code for a protein of 413 amino acids. Gene Ontology annotation, cellular component: nucleus.